AUGGCCGGGGCGGCAACAAGCAUGGAGGAAAGGGCAACGGCAGGAGCAGAAGAAAGGGGCGACGGCGAGAGUGGAGAUGUACAAAAACAAAACAACCAUUUUAAUGGUAAUUGUGGCAGCAAAAGUUUAAAGUUCAGUCAUAUCACCCUGAACCACCAUCAUCUCGGCAAUGUAAAGCUUGAGUAUUGUGUGAAGCUGUGGAGGGAGGGAUUCUUGGUAUACUUCGGUGUGAGUACGCGUAACUAUAAGCCAAUUGUACCUGGAAUCACCAACUUGAUACAAAGGAAUCUCUGGUCGAACCUUUGCUCCAGAAAGGCGGCCGUUUCAACAACUUGA
Striga asiatica is the source of this 336-nucleotide messenger RNA. NCBI's taxonomy places the organism in Eukaryota, Viridiplantae, Streptophyta, Magnoliopsida, Lamiales, Orobanchaceae. The record is from the annotation of a GenBank genome assembly.